Ilex paraguariensis (yerba mate) is the source of this 2758-nucleotide messenger RNA. The record is from the annotation of a GenBank genome assembly. NCBI's taxonomy places the organism in Eukaryota, Viridiplantae, Streptophyta, Magnoliopsida, Aquifoliales, Aquifoliaceae.
CCCAUGUGUGAUAUGAUCUCUGCCUUCGUCUAGCAUGACUGGAGUUUCAUGAGGGUGCUUGUAGCUGAGGAGAGUCGUUUAUUUGAAUUCCGAGCAAUUGGUGGUCGGGUUGAGCUUUCAAUCAGAGCAAAUGACAUGUUCAUUGGCACCGUCUUGAGAUCAUUGGAGGUAGAGGAUUUAGUUUGCUGCGAGGGGAGGUCUCAACCUUGUUAUUUGGCGAGAUCAUUCAUCCAGAGUACAGAUGUGCCUUCAUUCCCAAAAGACACUGAUGAUCAGACAUCUGGCAGCAAUGACUUAGGCCAAUUUGAAGGAGAUGAUAAAUUUUACGAGGCGUCAGAAGAUCUUAAUGAUUUUGUGAAGCCUCCUAGUUUUAGUCGUGUCAAUGGUCUACUUCCUAGUGACAUUAUACAUGCCGGAAAUGAUAACAUGGAAGUUACUGAUACAUUAGAUAGUUUUGUGAAAGCUCAAAUAGUUAUUUAUGACCAGAAGUCCUUACGCUAUCGUAAUAUUGAUAAACGGGUGACUGUGAUGCUUGCUACCUUGUCAUUGUUUUGUCGUAGGCCCACAAUACUUGCCAUCAUAGAAUUUACAAAUGCUAUUAACAUUGAGGACGGAAGCUGUGAAUCCUUCAGUGAUAAUUCUUCUACAGUCAUUAGGCAAAAUGAUACCUCAAGGGAAGAUGAGGUUGAUAAUCAGCAGUCAGCCAUAGCAGAGGCGCCCCCAGUCAAGGGCUUGCUGGGGAAGGGAAAGUCCAGAAUCAUGUUCUAUUUAACAGUGAAAAUGGCUCGUGCUCAGAUUUUGCUGAUGAAAGAAAAUGGGAGUAAGCUUGCUACUCUGUCACAAGAUCAUUUUCUUACUGAUAUUAAGGUGUUUCCAUCUUCUUUUAGUAUAAAGGCAUCCCUUGGAAAUCUGAGAAUUAGUGAUGACAGUCUUUGUAGCAGCCAUAUGUACUUCUGGGUCUGUGAUAUGAGAGAUCCGGGUGGGACUUCUUUCGUGGAGCUAGUCUUUAGCUCAUACAGUGCUGAUGAUGAAGACUAUGAGGGUUAUGAUUAUAGCCUUAUUGGGCAGCUUUCCGAAGUACGGAUUGUUUAUUUGAAUCGAUUCAUUCAGGAGGUUGUAAGUUACUUUAUGGGCCUUGUUCCCAACAAUUCAAAGGAUGUUGUAAGAGUAAACGAUCAAGUUUCAAACUCAGAAAAAUGGUUUACAACAAGUGAAAUUGAUGGAUCACCUGCUGUAAAAUUGAAUCUUUCUCUCAGGAAACCUGUAAUACUAAUGCCGAGGAGAACAGAUAGCCUCGAUUAUCUGAAACUUGAUAUUGUUCAUAUAACUGUCCAGAACACUUUUUGUUGGUUUUCUGGCAGCAAAAAUGAAAUGAAUGCUGUUCACUUGGAAAUUUUAACAGUGCUGGUUGAAGACAUCAACUUAAAUGUUGGCACUGGAGCACAAUUAGGUGAAAGUAUAAUUCAAGAUGUAAAAGGGGUUUAUAUAGUGUUUCGGAGGUCACUUCGUGAUUUGUCUCAUCAAAUACCAAGUACAGAAGUUGCAGUUAAGAUUGAAGAAUUGAAGGCAGCUCUGUCAAACAGGGAGUACCAAAUAAUAACAGAAUGUGCACUGGCUAAUUUUUCGGAGACUCCAAAUAUCAUACCCCCAUUGAACAUUGAUUAUGUGACAUCAGUUGACAUGCGGCAACGUUCAAUUUCCAGGGAUUCAGAUGCUGCUAAAUCUGACACUCAAGAUGGGGAAACAUGGAUUGCCAUGAAGGUUUCUGUUGUAGUUGAUCUUGUCGAAUUGUGCCUUCAUUAUGGAUUAUCAAGGGAUGCACCUCUUGCCACUGUGCAGGCAAGUGGCAUAUGGCUUCUGUACAAAUCUAGUACACUGGGAGAAGGUUUUCUCUCAGCAACACUGAAGGAUUUCACAGUGAUAGACGAUCGCUCGGGUACAGAGCAAGAACUAAGGCUUGCAAUACGAAAGCCCGAGAACAUUGUCUAUAGUCCUUUGCAAUUUGGCACUGAAGAUGAUGACCAUCACUUGGUUGAGACAAAUGUUGAUGGAAAACCUGUUCCUACAAUGCUUAUUCUUGAUGUCAAAUUAAGUCACAAUUCAACAUUUGUUUCUUUAAAUAUCCAGCGGCCACAACUGCUUGUGGCACUUGAUUUUUUGCUGGCCGUAGUUGAGUUUUUUGUGCCAACAGUUCGGAGUAUGCUGUCAGAUGAAGAGGACGAGAACUUUUUACAUUUAGUUGAUGCACUCAUUCUUGAUCAAUCAACAUACAGUCAACCCUCUCCUGAAUUCUCUCUUUUCCCUCGAAGACCUUUGGUGGUUGAUGAUGAGCGAUAUGACCAUUUUAUUUAUGAUGGUAGAGAUGGAACCUUGUAUCUAAAAGAUAGACGGGGACUUGAUCUUUCUUCUCCCAGCAAAGAACCUAUAAUUUACAUGGGAAAUGGAAAAAGGUUGCAAUUUAAAAAUGUUACUAUCAAGAAUGGACAGUACUUGGAUUCCUGCAUUUUAUUGGGAUCCAACAGCAGCUAUUCAGCUUCUGAGGAUGAUAAAGUCUAUUUGAGAGGAGGGGAUGAAGGUCCUCCUCCUAACUCUUUAGAAGAAACUACCGACGGCUUGCCUUCGCAAACUACUGUUGUCAACAGAUUCACAGAGUUCACAAUUGAGUUGCAGGUCAAGUGCUGUUUUAGAAUUAUUUUCUUUAUUACUUUGUUAGUACAGUUGGAGCAUCUGAUUUAAAAUCAAUUGGUAAUGAGUGGAG